AUGGCUGAAAAAUCUAAUGAAAAUCCAAGUGAUGCAACUGGUAAACAGGAAGAGAAGCCAUCUGGUAAUUGGUGGGACUCCUGGCUGACAUCAGCCAAGAGCAAGUCUGCUGAAGUAUACUCCAUGGUGAAGAAAGAUUUGGAUGAAAUUGGUUCGGCGGUCAAGAGUGAAGCAAGCCAUGUCUUCAAUUCUACAUCGACGGUCAUUGGAAAAACUUUAAAGCUGGAUGAACCAGAAUCGCCAGCUAAUGCAAUGAAGAAAAGCUUUAGUACUUUUAUUGGUCAAGUAAGCACAGUAUUGAAUCCGGAACCAGAUGACGAAGACGACACAGAAGUUAUCCUGUCAUCUGGGGAUACUACUAUGCUCUCUACUUACAAGAAAGAACUAGAAUCCCUCCAGCGAGUAGACGCAACGUACAUAGUGCCAGCUGACAGCCCCCAUUUUGAGGCAUGGCGUGAGAGUUUGGAAAGCGAAGAGGUCAUUACACCGAUGGCAGCUGUAAAACGACUAGAGAACAGCCCCAUACUAAAAGCACAGUAUGAAAAACUCGUACCUGAUGCUGCUUCACACGAAGAAUUUUGGGAAAGAUACCUUUUCCGUGUGGCUUUGUUACAAGAUCGCUUAGCGGCCGCGUCACGCAAACAACCACAAGCGGAGACGGCCCCUAGCGACGAUCCCGUCUUAGCCCAUCUUCCCCAACCGGAACCUAUACAGACGAGUCCUAAAAAAGUACUCUCUGGUAUAACUUCCGAAACCCCCGACAUAGACAACGUCACCUGGGAAGAUGAAGAUUUUGCAAAUGACGUCGAACUAACGGAGGAACAGCAAAUUUUACUUCUAGAAGAAUACGAAAAAGAGAUAACAACGAAAAAGCAAAAGCAAACGUCACCGAAAGACGUCUCCAACAAUAACGCCGAGUCACCCAAGAAAACAAGAGACAACGGAAUCACCAUAGAUAAUAAUAAAAAUAAAUCACCCAAAAAGAAUAAAGCCGACGAAUGCGGGAAUUUAGUUGAAGACUAUUUCGGUGAUAAGGACAAAGUUAUACGGGACGACGCAAGCGCAAAUUCCGACGAAAGCUGGGAAAAGGAGUUUGAAAUUGAUGAACCAGUGGCUCCGAAGGCCUGA
Messenger RNA from Leptosia nina, 1128 nucleotides. The record is from the annotation of a GenBank genome assembly. Lineage: Eukaryota; Metazoa; Arthropoda; Insecta; Lepidoptera; Pieridae.